UGUUUGCUUAUAACUUCAUAAACACACAUAUAAUGGCGGGCAUAACGUCCAAAAUGUUGUUUUUGAAUAAGACCCCCAUGUUAGUGAAGGCCACGUCUGAUGAUUCUAGUCCAACGCCUGGGUAUCUAUAUGAAGAUAUCAAAAAUCUCACAUUUGGCUCUCCAGGACAGACUGCAGCGUUACUUGAUUUUCUAGUGGAAAGAUUGGAAUACCGUUCCUGUUAUGUUAAAUUAAAGGUUCUCAACGUCAUGAUUCGUUUAGUGCAGAAGGGUCAUCCAGACUUUGCCGCUGGAUUGCGCCGUAGAGCAACAGGCAUCAACCAAGCAACCAUGCACAGUGGACCUCGGCAUGCCCUCCAUGAUAAUGCACCAUAUAUUGCUGUCAGAAAAGCUGCUUCAGAAUUGUCAACCAUCUUGUUUGACACAGAGAAAGAAGCAGAUACCACUGGAAGUUCUAUGGAUUCAGCAGGAUAUGGUGUGAAUAAAUCGAAAACAACCAUGGAAGGCUUUGGGAAUACUCAGCCAGCACAAGAAAAGACAUUUACAGAUCAAAUUAAAAAUGGUAUCCAACAGCUUACAGAGAGCUUCUCAGCAAUAGAAGACAGUACUCACUCCGACUGCAGUGGAAAAGUGUAUAAAGCAAUACCGAGCAGUACCAGCAAAAGCUACCCAAACAAGAGUACUAACAAGGGAUCCUUAAUAGGGAACACACCUGAUGUAGGUACUGCUGCUGGUAGGAGAGAAGAUGUAAAGAAAUCUACGAAAAAUAAAGUUGUUCAAAAUCCUGACCUAGCAAGGAUAAUAUAUAAAGGUGGUAAAGCAGGGGGAGGAUGGGAGGACGAUGGAUCAUCCGAUGGUGUUAGCAGUGGUCAUAGUAAUGGAAGUGAACCGUGGUCAGAGAAGCUGGAAUCUGCUGUUGUUGAGGACUGGAAUCAGGAGGCUAACUGUGUUGAAGACAUAGUUGGGAGCCGCGAGGGCAGGCUAAUACCGUCUCGUCAGGAGCUUGAUCAACUAGAAAGAAGGUGCAAUACACUGAACUGUGAUCAGGUGCUUGAGUUUUUGAUACAAAAAAUAACCAACUAUGACAGCAUAAUUCAGAUGAGGGCGCUUUGUGCUAUUGAACGUCUGUUGAAUACUGAUCUGCUAGGUCUUGUUAGUGAAAUGCUCCAUGGCUCUCUGCAAACGGUCGUUUUAGCUGAGUCAAGCAGUAAACAGGCUGUUUCUAAAGCAAAGAAGAUUUUACGUCAAAUCCAAAAUGCAGUUAAACAAGAAGAAUUGAGAAAUGAACCAAAAAACGCAUCUUAUGCAGGACAGGAUUUGAUUACAACCACAAGCAAUGAAAGUGUAUGUAAUGAUUUAAAAGAUGAUUACAACCUCCAAAAGGGACUCCCAACAAAUUUUAAUGAGUCUGGACAGAAAAAUGCAAUUGUAGAUGAUCAUAUUGGACAUAAAUCGGACAAAUUUUCGGUAUCUUUGUUUGAUGGUUUGAUGAUGAAACCUGACGAUAGUGAAAAUGGAAGCAAUAACACGUUAAAGGGGACAAAAGAAAUUAAAGCAAACACAUUAGGAAAUAAUUUGCCUAUUGGUGCACAAGUCUUGGACUUGCUUACGGAACAAAAUACAGUGGGAAACAGUAGAAUUGUUGGUAAUAGUGUUAUGACCACUUCAGUAGUUGUUGAUGAUUCUAAUGUCAAGGAAUCAAACAGCUGUUCUAGAGAACCCUGUGGUGGUACAAGACAACCACAGUACAAGGAGUCAACCAAAGACCCUCUGUUAUCCAGUGACAAUAACAUUGACUAUCUUCUAGCAUCCAUGAAUUUUAAAGUGGAUAGUAAGAAAGUAGUCUCAAGUGCGACAAAUGAUAAAAUUGUAAUGAACCAGACACAAACGACUCUUCUGCCGCAACGGCAGCAAUCCCUGGAUAAAGACAGGAUCACUGCUAUGUUUCCUCAGCUCUCCACCAGUACUCUGAGUGGAAGCAGUGCCAUUCCUCUUCAGUUGGGGAAGGAUAAUACAGGAAGCUUUGGGUUUAUAACUCAGACUAAUACUAGAUCUAAACCAAAACCAAAAGAGAACUUUGAUUUUGUACAAGAAGCCAUGAAAUCUGCUAUACCAAAAUGAAUUUUUUUUUGUAUAUUUGAUUUCUUAUUUGCAUUGUUUUUUAGCAGCCUUCAUUCGAAAUGAUCAUUUUUUAGGACAAAGGACAACUACAAAUACAGCUUGUGCAAUUUAAAUUACAGUAAAAUUAUUUUUUUAUAUUAAAAUGUCCUUUCAAAAUAUGAAUGUGCUAUUAUCCAUUUGUUCAGCAAGUAAAUAUAGCUUAGUUAAGGGGUAUUAAAAUAUUGGGGCUGAUGGGGAAAAUGCACUAGCUAUUACAUCAUCAUGCUCUAGUGUUUUAGUUGUAUUUUGCUAAAUACUGUAUAUAAAAUGGCAUUGAAAAAUUGUUAGACUUGAGAUAAAAUUUGACUUGCAGAUCAUUAACAUAAUAGAAAACAAGAAUUUAGCAUGUAAAAAAAGAUCGACUUAGGCAAGUUUAACUGUAUUUUCAUUGAAAAUUAGCCAUAAAGUUAAUGGAAAUAAAGCUCUAUUUUUGCUAAUUAAA
Molecule: messenger RNA, 2601 nt
Organism: Anneissia japonica
Lineage: Eukaryota; Metazoa; Echinodermata; Crinoidea; Comatulida; Comatulidae
Product: AP-4 complex accessory subunit tepsin-like
Exons: 12
Coding region: 33-2120 (695 amino acids)
Cellular component (GO): trans-Golgi network membrane
Molecular function (GO): phospholipid binding
Source: RefSeq, a predicted model, not a curated record